Molecule: messenger RNA, 2021 nt
Organism: Anoplophora glabripennis (Asian longhorned beetle)
Lineage: Eukaryota; Metazoa; Arthropoda; Insecta; Coleoptera; Cerambycidae
Product: zinc finger protein 569-like
Exons: 7
Coding region: 120-1856 (578 amino acids)
Biological process (GO): regulation of transcription by RNA polymerase II
Cellular component (GO): nucleus
Molecular function (GO): zinc ion binding; RNA polymerase II transcription regulatory region sequence-specific DNA binding; DNA-binding transcription factor activity, RNA polymerase II-specific
Source: RefSeq, a predicted model, not a curated record
GUUUAAAUAGGAGUUUAUUAAUUUGAAAAUAUAAAUGAGAGAAUUCUGUAUUUCCUAGUGAAGAGGAAGAUAUUGGAAAAUCCUUUUAUUGCCAUAUAUUAUCAAGAUAAAUUGUUUAAAUGGAGAAUUUUGAGGAACCACAUUGUAGGCUAUGCCUCAAAGUCAUAAGCGAUGAUCAAUUUGAAGAAAUAGAAGAAGCUACCAGAAAUAUGUUUGGCUUUCUAUUAUUAAAUCUGGAUUUUGACAACUCGAAUAAACACAUAAUAUGUAACGAUUGUUCACUACAGGUAAGAGAAGCAUACGAAUUUAAGUCGAUGUGCCUCUAUACUGACAACACCAUAAUUCCUCAUGUCGAUUAUGAAACAGAAUGUUCUGUUGACUUAAGAGAGAUUUACAUAAAGGAAACAGAAGACAAGCAACUCAUGAAUAAAUUAAAUGUUGAUCAUAAAGUUUGUCGGUUAUGUAUGCAGUUAACAAAUAGUGAAUUUAUGUCGAUACAUAAAUUAGAGGUUGAUAUGAUGGAGAAAUAUAUUCCAGAAAUAAAUUUCAGUGUCGUCAAAGAUCCCAUUAUUUGCAAACGGUGCUUUGUUUCCUUCAGUACCCACAGUGGUUUCAUACAGAAAUGCUUAAAAAUAAAGGAAAACGUUAAGAGUGUUCAUGGUACAAAAGUCACUGCCAGUUUGGGCUGGACUCCAUCCUUAGUUUCUCCCGUUAAAGUUGAGAUCAAAAUAAAAUCCGAAUUAAAUGAACAGGAAGAUGAGUUUAUGGAAAUAGGAUCUACUCCACUGAAAUUUGAAGAUGAAGAGAUGUUGAUUAAAUCUGAGCCUCUGGAUAUAAAAGCAGAAGAAAAUGAUAAAGAGAGUUACAUAUUUCCGGAUAUUUCACCCCAUGAACUAGAAGAGACAGUGGAGAUUUCCGAAGUAGACAAGAGUAUAAACCAAUUUGAACCUGAUCAGAUACCCACGAUAUACAUUUGUGAUAAAUGUAAUUUUCAAAGCAAACACAAGAAGAGUUUCAUAGGUCACCAAAUAGUACACAAGGAUCCCUCCGCCUUGCAUUUGUACAAGUGGGAUUUGUGUCAUUUUGAGUCCAAAUAUAACGAGUCUUUUAAGCAUCACCUGGCGAAACAUGCUAACGGCGCUACAUUUUCAGAAGCACCUAAAUCUUUGGGUGGAAGACCUUUUCAGUGUGAGGUGUGUAAAAAUGGUUAUGUAUCGAAAGCUAGUUUGAAAAUUCAUAUGCGAAUCCAUACUAAUGAGAGACCAUUUGUAUGUGACUUUUGUGGAAAAGCUUUUAGACAAUCUGGUGAUUUAACUAGUCAUAAAAGGCUUCAUGGAACUGGAAAACCUAUCGAAUGCUCAGUAUGUCAAAAAAGAUUUACAACAGUGAUGAAACUUAAAUACCACAUGCGAAAUCACACAGGUGAACGUCCAUAUGUAUGUACAGUUUGUGGAAGAGGUUUUACAGUUAAUACAAUUUUGCUCAGACAUAUGCGAGUGCAUUCAGGAGAAAGGCCUUAUGUUUGUGUAACGUGUGGAAAAGCAUUUUCACAGUCUAGCACAUUGAAUACACAUAUGAAAGUUCAUGCACCAUCUCUAAAAUAUAAUUCUCAAGAGCAGCAACGUAUGCCUAAAUUUCACAAUGAUAAUGAUGAAAAGUAUCCAUCUCAGCAGCCACAACAGACAGCAGACCAUUCGAAUCCUCUUAUGCAAAACGAUAAUCGAAUGCUUCAAACCGAACCUAUUCAAAGAAUGAUCCAGUCUGACAAUUCUCGAAUGCUAUCUAGUGAUGGGUCCCCAAUAUUAACAGAUUCGUCACAGCAUUUACUUUCCGAGAAUAGAGGUUGUUACAAAUGAAAAUGCGCGACAUUUAGCAGUUAUCGAAAGUUCUAGAUUGUUAGCGGAUAAAUAUUUAGCAAACUAUGAUCCCUACCAUCGAGGCCAUUUGUAAACUUUUCAAAUGUAUAAAUUUCAUUAAAUAGACUAAACGAUUUAAAAAUGUUUGUUUUUACAAUAAUAUCA